AUGCUGGCCAACGCAGCGGCCUAUUUUGACAAAGCACGGAAGGCCGGGGACGAAGAUGCGGAGGUCUUCGCCCCUUUGGACCAGAGGCUGCACACCCACGAGCAGAUUCGCGAGGCGCUGCGGCAGCGGCGGCGCCUGGGGAAGUUCGCGGACUCGGCGCGGCUGGCGGUGGCAACGCUGCGGAAGGGCGAGGUGGCUGAAACCGGUCUCCGCUCUCUGAGUGGCAUGGGUGGGCCGCUGGAGGAGGCUGAGGCGCGUCUGAAGGAGGACAUGCAGCGGGCCAGCCAGCUGGACGAGCAGGUUCUGCUGCAGCUUAUGCAGCUGAAGAAUACCAGUGUGGAUGUGGUGAAGGUGCCCUGGGCCUCUUUAGUGCAGAUCCAGGCGGAGUACUUCAUGGCGCAACAGGUGGCUUGGGCACCGCUGGGCGAAGCCUUCGACGACUACGGGGGCCUCGCCUCGGUGCAAAUCACCUGA
This is a messenger RNA of Effrenium voratum, 474 nucleotides long. Lineage: Eukaryota; Dinophyceae; Suessiales; Symbiodiniaceae. The record is from the annotation of a GenBank genome assembly.